CUUCCGCCAAGGUUUGGUUUAGGUUUGGCAGGAGCUGAUGUGUAGAAGCGUUGGUUGCCAGGGGAGCCGAUGAAAGCUUUGCUUGUCCUAUCAAGAGGAUCAGGAUCUUCUGCCUGAGCUCAUGUCCCUGUAACCCUGCUGCAUGAGAGGAUGGCAGGAACAGUCCUGGGAGCUGGCACUGGCGUUUUCCUCCUCGCCCUCACCUGGAUUGUGGCCCUGGCGCUGUGCCUCCUGCUCUCGAGGGCAUCUGGGCCUGCCAGGCUAUCUGUCGUCCCGGUGUUUCUCCUUGCCUUGAUCAUCACUCUCACCCUCGUCUUCUUCCCUCGAGCCUCAGAGAGCCCCUCUCCCGUCAAAGAAGUGGAGCUUUGUUUUCACUUGUUAGUGGGCAAGGUCCAGAAGCGCCUCUCAGAGCGCAGUGGUCCCCCUGCAGGAGAAACACUGACAUGCCAGUAACACCUGCAGGUCGGUUUUAUCUGCCCGGCACAGCAGUGCUGCACAAACACAGACAUUAUUCUCCUCUGUUUGUCCAGCUUCUGCCAAGAGAACAGGGCAGAUUCACCACGUUUUUCUUCCAGAGGUGGGGGGAAAAAGCUUGCUACGGUUUUGAUUUUCUAAACUGUGCUUUCAUUAUUCCCCUGAAGUUAGGGGAACAACUUUCAAUUUAAAAUCUCUAAUCUAACUGAAUUAUUCUGAAAUCUUAUAGAGAACCGUGUGCUUUACAGUGAUGUUAAAAUCAGCAUUGUGAUUUUAAUUUUCUAGCAUUUGCAUUUCAGAAGAAUCCAUUUUGUAUCUAGCAACAUAAAAACAUACUGCAUUGUAAGCUGCAUGUUGAAAGAAUUGACUCUGACAUAUGUGUAGGGUAAUUGGCCUCACAGCAAAAGUCAGAACAUCUUCUCUCUUUUUGUGGCUGCAGUACCAUUGCAGAAUGCUUCAAGAUGUGCAGACAGCUUAAUUAACAAAAAACACUUUAUAUGUAGUUUUUUGAAUUCCUGGAAUACAGGACAAUACCACACCUUCCAAGUGAAGAAAUGUUCUCAGUGAUGUCAUGGUGCUGAAUAUGGAUAAAACAUAUUUGUUUCUGAAUCAGCUGUCAGGAUGAAUUAUGGGUUGUUUUGAGUCAGCUUGUUAAACGCGCACGUCUGGAUUACAGACGAGUGGGCAAAACAUCUAUUCAGGUAUCGGUGUUGUUUUUAGUUGAACCCGAACACGGUCACCGCAAAACAACUCUCCCAAACGCUCUGAGAGACCUUUAACAACUGUCUGCUGGAGAGCGAGCCGCAGCUAACCUCUCCCUGUUAAACAAAGGCAAAAUAUCACAGUGCCAAUUAGUCAGGCCCCAGACCGGGGCCCUGAGCACGGCGCUCGAUGCCACAUUAAUAAUACAUGCCCCCAGCUCUGUGCUUCGUUGGCCGGCUAAUUGGCUAAUUAAAAAGUGAGAUGCGUUAAACGAGAGAACAUCGCAUCCACAGGAGACCCCCCCCUCCCCUUUCCUCAGUCAGCUGCGGUGUUAGAUGUCUGUCUCAUGGCCUCCUGGUCACGUGUUGGCCCAGGCCUUUGGGGGACCAGGUUAGCAUUCUCCCCCGUUCCCUCAGCUCAUUUCUUUUAACAGACAACACGGCAAAAACAACAACUGUCCAGGUUUAACCUUCGCUCGCUGCAUCUUUUAAAGACUAUCGGAUCUGCCGCCACCCCCCUCCCUGCUGAAUUCUGAGACGGUGUAGAACUGGCGCCCCCAGCUGCCUGAGCCUGGUAGCACAGGACAUGCAAAAUGCACAUCUCGUUGCUUUUCCGAUGACUGAAGAGAGCUGUGCAGCUCCGUUGUUUUUAGGUUUUGUUUUGCCUCCGGCCUCAUUUAUUGAGAACGUUAGAACUGGGACCAUCCGAAAAUGUUCAUAACAAAAGGUGAAGUUAAAAUUUCUAACAUGCAAAAUAUAUCUCUUU
Molecule: messenger RNA, 1941 nt
Organism: Lepisosteus oculatus (spotted gar)
Lineage: Eukaryota; Metazoa; Chordata; Actinopteri; Semionotiformes; Lepisosteidae
Source: RefSeq, a predicted model, not a curated record